This is a messenger RNA of Ylistrum balloti, 1260 nucleotides long. RefSeq names its product 5-hydroxytryptamine receptor 1F-like. Bases 1 to 1260 code for a protein of 419 amino acids. Gene Ontology annotation, molecular function: neuropeptide receptor activity. Gene Ontology annotation, biological process: neuropeptide signaling pathway. Lineage: Eukaryota; Metazoa; Mollusca; Bivalvia; Pectinida; Pectinidae. The transcript has a single exon. Gene Ontology annotation, cellular component: membrane. The record is from RefSeq and is a predicted model, not a curated record.
AUGAAUUUGUCGACGAAUGUUACGUAUUCGUUAGAAGACGAAGAUUACGAUGAAUUCAGGAAGACUGGCAUUCCUAUCACUGUUUAUCUGAUAGUUCUGUGUGUCCUGGGAACAAUUGGAAAUGUCCACGUGUUUCUGGUGUAUUUACUGAGAUACAAAUCAAACAUCUAUAAAACGUUUGUACUAUGUUUAGCUGCGGUGGAUUUUCUUGGGUGUACAUUCUGUAUUCCAGCGUCACUGUACAUCAUCAGACACCCGAACACGAUACAGUCUUCUGUUUUUUGCAAGGUGUACCGCGCAGCCAUGAACUUUGUAGGAGCAUACUCCUUGAUACUUCUGGAUUGUAUCGCUGUUGAACGCUAUCGGAAGGUAUGUGCAGUUACUCGUCGCCAAUUUACAUUACGAACAACUCGCGUGGUCUGUGCAUUAACUUGUCUCUUGGUGAUAGUAACGUUUGCCAUCCCCGGAAUCCUCACGUAUGGCAUUAACCAGAAGAUAACAAAGCCCCAUUGGUUGGUUGGUUAUGAAUGUAUGAUCUUAGAAAAUUUAAAGAGUUCGACGUUUAUGAAAGUAUACAGAGGAAUAAUAUUCGUCAUGUUUGUUUUUUUCUUUAUAAUUUCAGCCGUGUUGUAUACUUUGGUUGGUAGGAAAAUCUCUGUUCAUAAGAAUAAACAUAAAGAAAUAUGUAUUUCUAGAAAGAAACCUAUAUCGACAGAAGAUGUGCAAUGUGCAAGCAGUCAUUCCCAAGAAAAAGACGUGUCGAGUGAUAUAACCACAUCGAUCAUGCAGGUACCUGGUAGCUCUGAUUCUAAUAUCGCUGUCGACAUCGUUUUGAAGACAACAAAUCAUCUUGGCUCAGACAUGAAACACAGUGAUUCUGUUGAAAGUCAUCACGACCAGAUCCGACAUACGACAGAGACAGGAAAUCGGUAUCUGAACACCUUGAAGGAGAGAAAGCGAAAGGAGCUUGACAGAAGUAGAAAUAUAACUAUGGUAUUCUUAGUUGUGUCAAUUCUCUCCUUCGGGGGUUAUCUCCCUUACGUUCUCGCUACCCUGAUAAGAAAUAUCAACGGGCCCCUUUAUAGUAACUUCAUGGAUAAGUAUGGAGCCCUGGACAUAUUCAUUCGUUGGAUGGUUUUCCUUAACAAUGCCAUAAAUCCUGUUGUUUAUGGCUUUAUGGAUAAAAAGUUCCGAAAGGAACUAGCCAAAUUCUAUACCAAACUGGCACACUGCGGUUUGUUAGACAGUAGACAUGGCUAA